GACAACGCUGACUCUAGUGUCGCCGUACACGUGCCGAGUCUGCCGAUCAUCAGCACAUCAUGUGAAGCUUGAAGAUCAAAGCAGGCACACACAAAGGCGAAAUUGCGUUCCAGGGUUGGCGUGUGAAGACAAUGCCCAGGACUUGCUCCAUCAGGAGAUAGCACGGAGUUUGCGAUCGCGACAUAAGACCUGAUGCUCCGAAACGACGACAGGCAGGUACACGUGCGACACGAAGAUAUUGGCAGUGCUUGUGGACAGUAGAUCAGUCUUCACAUCGUCAGUAUGCCAUCGAGGAUGAUGGCUCGAUUGCCAUCGCUCCCACGCCGUUUCCAAUUCGUUCUCGGCCUCAGCCUCUUCUUCCUAUUCGGACUUUUCUUCCUCGGGACAUCAAACACAAAUGACUUCGACCCUCUUCUGGACAAGGUGCCCAAAAUUGGGUCUCAACUUCAAGCCGGUGUGCAUCAUGCCGUCGAAGCUGCGCAGAACGUAGUCGAUCACGUUCCAAUUCUUCUCGGCCCGUCAGCACAUACGCCGCCUCCGGAGCAGGCCAACAGCAGCAGUGGCGAGGCGAAGUGGUACACUGAUUGGAAGUGGAGAAAUCCAUUCAGCGACAGUGUGACCUUUGACGAAGAUCGCGCUGUGUUGCCACCUGUGCGCCCACGACCGCCCAUCUAUACCUACUAUGACCCUGGUGGAAGGAGAAAAGACGAGAAGAGCAAGAAGGCAGAACAGGACAUAUUGAUCGCAUGGCGUCGCGCUUGGUGGGCGCAAGGCUUCAAGCCCGUCAUUCUGACGAGUGCAGAAUCGACGCACAACCCACUGUAUAAGACAAUGCAAGGUUUGUCUCUGCAGCCUGAGAUGCAGCAGGAACUGAUGAGAUGGCUUGCAUGGAGCAACAUGGGCUCAGGAAUCUUGGCCAGCUGGCUUGCUUUCCCAAUGAGUCGAUACGACGAUUCGUUGCUCACCUUUCUACGACGGGGUGAAUAUCCCGAGCUUGCCCAAUAUGAAGAUCUCGGAACAGCGCUUUAUGUGGGGUCCAAGGAUCGCGUGGACUCCGCUAUCCAGGAAGCACUCGCAUCUCGAGCCAUUGGAAGCGUCAAGUCAAUGUAUGAAGCAGUCUCGCAUCAGAACCUUAAGCUCGAGCCAGGCACCGGCUCUAUUGCAUAUUACAGCGCAGACACGAUCAAAUCCAAAUAUGUUCCGAUCCGGAAACUUCUAGAUACUCCGUCGACGGUGGGAGAUGCUCUGGCGAUGCUUCCGGCCUUGAUCAACAGUCAUCUACAUUCGAAUUGGCAGAACAGCUUCCCCAAAGGCAUCGCCGUGCUGAAGCCGAUGCCAGACAAGGCCUCGGUACUCAUCGAGUCUGCCAUGUCGAUCGCGACCAAUCUCACACACUGUCCGUUCAGUCCAAUCCCAGCGUCUUGCCCUCCGAACCGUGCAAGGUGUGAACACUGUAUCAGCAAUCAUUUCGCCAUCACAACACCCAGCGGAUAUCGCAACGACAGCAAAAUCUUCACCAUCGGCACUUUGCCUCAUCCUUAUACGAUCGCCACCCUUGUCAAAUCCAAGUCGGAUAUGAACGUGAGCUUCAUUCGUCGCGAGACGUCCCGCGAUCUGUGGAUCCGGGCAUUGACGCAGGACAUCUUGGGUAAAUCGGGAUCAUCCUUCGCUCGCCUGCCUACUCUGAAAGACGCAGUGGCAUCGGAUGAUGGUAACGCCCGCUCGAUAUGGUUGACGGCGGAGCGGCCGUUCCAGAAGGACAGCAGUCGAGUUCUCGAAGACCUCGAUUGGGUACUAGGAUUUGAGAUUCGUCGCAAGGAGGCCGAAAAAGGGGAGAGCGGUGUCUCCGCCCCUGGUCGACCGCCGCCUCCCCGGAAAGGCCACGAAUUUGGCGAUGGCGACAAACUCGACGAGAAAGAUGUUGCGGCUCAGCGAUCGCUGCUCGAAAGCGCACGCACGAAGUUCGCGCUCCUGCGCCAGAAGAAGAAUGUCGAUGAGACUGCCAAGGAAGAUUUUGGUCGAAUUCGUCGUGCUGUGGAAGGUUGGAACUUGGCUGAUACCGAAGCUUGGAAAUUUGUGCGCGCUUUCAACGCUCGUCAGCGAAUCGAGAGAAAGCGCUGGGAGGACGAGGAAGAAGCUUUCCUUGGCAAAGGAUUCUAUGAUAGGUGGAUGGACAAAAUUUUGUGAUACCAUCUUGUAACAAGUAAUUCGAUCGUGUUGAGGUGGGUACGAGGCGCAGGCGCUUCAUGCCAUCAUCACGGCCAGUGCUGCUUUCUGCUUCACUGAACGUUGUAUGUAAUAAUUACGGUCAACGCUGUUGUAAAUAGACGAUGGAUCCAGGCUUAGUCUCUUAGCCAGCGUUGCUGUUCCAUCGCCAGCAGUAGUGACCGGUAACCUCCAGGUGACUGCCAUACUGAUACGGACAAAUGACAGCACACAAUCUAAAUG
Messenger RNA from Dissoconium aciculare CBS 342.82, 2448 nucleotides. RefSeq lists its product as uncharacterized. NCBI's taxonomy places the organism in Eukaryota, Fungi, Ascomycota, Dothideomycetes, Mycosphaerellales, Dissoconiaceae. The record is from RefSeq and is a predicted model, not a curated record. The coding region runs from base 298 to 2187 and encodes 629 amino acids. The transcript has a single exon.